CUCGAUUGAAUGCACCCACCUUAGUUGAUGACGAAAACAAGACACGAGUCAAAGUGACACCUAUCCAUUCUUUCUUCGUGUCAGCCGACUUUUCUCUCUCACCGGAUCUGUCCAAACUACAUGACGAACGCAGUGACACCAUCGUCCCUCACCGUCGAUGGGCCCAACCACCUACGCGUCACCUCCUCAUUCGCACAAUCCACCCCUCGCACUUUUUGUUGUUUUACAGUUUGCACAGAAAGCGAGAGAAAAUUCAGGGCUGCGGUCAAUACUCAGUUUCUCAAUACCCCAGGAACAACCUCGAAUCAAAGCCUUCUUAUCCAAGCAACUCAUUCUCUCUCAUGCUCGUUCCACGAAGCCACGUUUUCAACUUGUUCCAGAUUCAAUCCUCCACGUGCUCCCCUCCGUGUUUAUAUAUAUCUCUCUCGGUUGUUAAUCAUAUAGCUGCUGAAGAAGAAGAACGAGAACCAGAACCAGAAGCAGGAGAUUUGAAGAAAAAAGGAAGACCAAUUGAGGUUUAGAAGAAGUGAUUACUGUUUACUGAUUAAUCAUUCUGUGAAAGAUCUCUUGUGAGAAUGACUUGCGAUAAUUUGGAGUUGCCGCCGGGGUUCAGAUUCCAUCCGACGGACGACGAACUGGUUAUGCAUUACCUAUGUCGAAAAUGCGCAUCUCAACCGAUUUAUGUUCCGAUUAUAGCAGAGAUUGAUCUGUAUAAGUUCGAUCCAUGGCAGCUUCCUGAUAUGGCUUUGUAUGGAGAAAAGGAGUGGUACUUCUUCUCACCUAGAGACAGGAAAUAUCCCAACGGAUCACGUCCCAAUAGAGCCGCCGGAACUGGUUAUUGGAAAGCCACCGGAGCCGAUAAGCCAAUCGGAAAACCAAAGCCGGUUGGGAUCAAGAAAGCGUUGGUGUUCUACGCCGGAAAAGCUCCCAGAGGUGUGAAAACCAAUUGGAUAAUGCACGAAUAUCGUCUCGCCAACGUCGAUCGCUCCGCCGGAAAACGAAACAACAAUCUCAGGUUAGAUGAUUGGGUACUUUGUCGAAUCUACAACAAGAAAGGUACUCUCGAAAAGCACUAUGUGAACGAUAAUCAAUUUUCCGACAUGGAAGUGGAAACGAAACCCAAAAUUACACCGUAUACCCCUACUCCACCACCGCUACAACCACCGUCGACAACCGUACCCCAUCACGUCACGAACGACGUAUUUCACUUUGACACAUCCGAAUCGGUUCCCACUUUACAUACGGAUUCAAGCCCUGAACACGAAAGGGAGGUAGAAAGUGACCCAAAAAGAAGAAAUGAUUUCCAAUUCAAUUACAUAGACCCGUUUCAAGAUGACGCUUUUACCCCUACACCAUCGCAAUAUUACAAUGACUAUCAACUCUCUCCUUUACAAGACAUGUUCAUGUACACACCCAAGCCCUUCCAGAUGUGAGAAGAUUUCAUGAGUUCACCAUGUGCACUUGAUGACAGUAUUUUGUACUGUUGUUUAAGCGUAAAGUACAUAUCGAGAAAUUUGGGCCAAAGUUGAAGAUUCUAUGUAUGUAUGUAUAUCAAGUAGAAAUGGCCCAUUCUUGAAUUGGGAUAAGACAAGUUGAAGGGUAUAAUGGGUACAAUUUUGUGUGGGCAAAUGGGGCAAGUUGUUGGAAGCACAAAUGGUUGAUUUGGGGGGACACCUAAUGGGUAGAGUAGUAGUAGAAUGGGCAAAUUGCCAUAGAUGCAAGAAUUCUUGGUCGUGGCAUAGUUUUGCCCAAAUGUAGAACACAUUCAUUUCCUUUUUAGACUUGUAAUUUGAU
Molecule: messenger RNA, 1794 nt
Organism: Lactuca virosa
Lineage: Eukaryota; Viridiplantae; Streptophyta; Magnoliopsida; Asterales; Asteraceae
Source: the annotation of a GenBank genome assembly